Molecule: messenger RNA, 2969 nt
Organism: Anolis carolinensis (green anole)
Lineage: Eukaryota; Metazoa; Chordata; Lepidosauria; Squamata; Anolidae
Gene: stradb
Product: STE20 related adaptor beta
Exons: 13
Coding region: 312-1562 (416 amino acids)
Biological process (GO): protein phosphorylation; protein export from nucleus; activation of protein kinase activity
Cellular component (GO): serine/threonine protein kinase complex
Molecular function (GO): protein kinase activity; protein serine/threonine kinase activator activity; ATP binding
Source: RefSeq, a predicted model, not a curated record
GAGGAGGAAGCGCCCGGCCCCUUUCCCUUUGGCCCGCUGACCGUGCUUGUUCCAGGCCUCGCGGGGAGUCCCGUAGAACCCAAUGGGACUGGCUUCCGUCGCCCUCGUCAGGUCCAGGCUGAAGGAGCGUGGUUCUCUAAAUCUUCUGUUGUGAUUCUUCCUAACCGAAUGCCCUACCAUGUACAACCUCUGUUGUCACAAUUGACCCUACUUACCAAAGCUGAUGGAUGGCAUACACCCAAACAUCUGGAGAGCCCCAGUUUCAGGGUAAAUGGGUUUGCCUGACGUUUUUCCUUCACUAAGGCAGUUCCAUGUCUUGUUUGGACUGUUCCUGUAUACUACGGACACAAGUUGAAUCUAUUGAAGCUGAAAAACAGUCUGAAGCUAGCAGCAGUCAAGGCCUGACAGAUGAACCUGCUGUAUCUUGGGGCCAAUGGACUCAAACAGGAGAUGAUCACAUAUCAUGGUCCUCUGAAAUAUCCCAUUAUAAUCUCCAGGUGGAAAUAGGAAGGGGGUGCAACAAUUUAACUUCAGUCUACCUCGCACGUCAUAUCCCUACAGGAACAUUGGUGGCCGUAAGGAUUACAGAUCUGGAAAGAUGUUCUGAAGAGCACUUGAAAGCUUUACAAAAUGAAGUUAUAUUAUCCCACUCCUUUCACCAUCCUAAUAUUUUGACUUUUUGGGCAAUGUUCACUGCUGGAAGCUGGCUUUGGGUUAUUUCUCCUUUCAUGGCCUAUAGUUCAGCCAGUCAUCUCUUGAGGACUUACUUCCCUGAAGGCAUGAGUGAAGUUUUGAUUGGAAAUAUUCUGCUUGGAGCAAUUAGUGGCUUAAACUAUAUGCACCAACAUGGGUACAUACACAGAAGUUUCAAAGCUAGCCACAUACUGAUCUCAGGGGAUGGUCUAGUUUACCUCUCUGGCUUAAACCACCUUCACAGUUUGGUCAGCAAUGGACAGCGGUUAAAAUCUGUGUAUGAGUUCCCCCAGUUCAGUACAUCAAUGCUGCCUUGGCUGAGCCCUGAACUACUAAGGCAGGAUAUGUAUGGCUAUAAUGUGAAGUCUGACAUCUAUAGUGUGGGCAUUACAGCUUGUGAAUUAGCUAAUGGGUGUGUACCUUUUCAAGAUAUGCCUCGCACACAGAUGCUACUACAGAAGCUUAAAGGCCCCUCUUAUUUUCCCUGGGUGAUGAAUACUUUUCCACGUGGCGAAUCCAGGAUAAAAAAUUCACGUUCAGGGAUCGACUCUGGGAUUGGUGAAAGCAUGACACACACACUGACGAGUGAGAGAUUGCAGACGCCAAAAACUUUUUCCCCUGCUUUCCACAACUUAAUAGAACUCUGUUUGCAUCAAGACCCAGAAAAAAGGCCAUCAGCAAGAGGUCUACUGUCACAUGCUUUUUUCAAGCAGAUCAAAGAACAAACAAAGGGUUCAAUGCUUUCCUUGUUGCCUCCUGCCAUCUGGGACACGCAGUCCCAAAUAUCAGCAGUGGUACACCCAGCAGCCAUUCGGAGUGAAUCUGCAUAUGGUCUGCAAAAAGAGAGAGGCACGUAUUGGGAAUUUUAAAGAUACUAAAAAUACCUCUGGCAUCUCUGUGUAAAAAUGUGAUAUUUUUUGGCUGCUUUUCUUUUUUAAAAUACAGAUAUUGGUGAUAUACUUGAAAAUAUUAAAUAUUUGUAUAGUACCCAAAUGGUACUAUGUGAAUUGACUUUAUUUCUUAAAUAGCAAACUUGUCCAUGUGCUAUGAAGCAUCUUUUUUAUAUUCCUACACCCAAAGUGUAGUGCUAAGUCUUCCUUACUGAGGCACACAAUAAUAUCUAUGCUAUUGAUAUCUGUAAUACUGUUUCUGUUAUCUUAUUAUUAUUUUUUAGUAUACUGUUAAUUUCCAUACCAACCAUCUUUUCAGUGUUUUUAUAAAAUCGUGCCUUCACCUACCUUUGAGACGAUGGCACAGUGCAAAUCCUUGAGUUUUCAAGGGCUCUUCUGUCAUGUCCUACAAUAUCUGGAGUAGCUAUUACUGUAAUCUGGAAUAAAUAGCUGUGAUCUUUUAAUGCAAAGCACCUCUUGCACAACCUAACCUAGGAAAUCUAAUACAUUUAAUGUUAAUGAAAAUAGGAUAAUUAAAUUACUUGAUCAUAUCCUUUAUAUAUUGCUAACUAGUCCGCAGCUAUGAUACUACUUGAAAUAUCACUAAUGAUGACUUAAACCUAGCUAGCCUUUUUAAAUGGCAGUAUUGUGAGGGCCCUUCUACACAGCCAUAUAACCCAGGAUAUCAAGGCAGGAAAUCCUAUAAUAUCUGCUUUGAAUUGGGUUAUCUGAGUCCACAUUGCUAUCAAAGCAGAUAUUUUGGGAUUUUCUGCCUUAAUAUUCUGGGUUAUAUAGCUAUGUGGAAGGGCCCUAAGUUAACGUUUGCAGGACAAAAAGAAUCUAUAAAACAGAAUACUCUGUCAGGUCAAAAAAAAGAUACACUGAUUCCAGCCGAUCAUGACUAUUAAAAGUAUGCUACCGCAAACACAAUUAGGGGAAGCAAUGUAUUAUAAAUCAAGGUUGUAUUUUGACUUUUUGGUGUGCCUUCAAUUGAGAAGAAAAAUCCAAUUGACAGAAAUAAUGGAAAAUAAAAAUACCAGACUGGCAAACAUGGACUUUUUGCUAUAGCACUGUGAAUGACCGAACAAAUAUUAACUUAACCUAAACCCUUAUUCUGUGUAUAGCAUAUAACUGGGGAUGGGACUUCCUUAAUACUGAGAUAUUAAAAAUUAUAUUUUAUUAAUGCACAUUUUAUUUUAUCCUAUAAAACAGAUGUGGGUUAAUUUCUAAGUGUGUAAUCUCACAAAUUAUAUCAAAUAUGAUACAACUGGUAUCAUAAGUGUCCUUCCGAUAGGAAACUACUGAAGUAAAAUUAUAUUAGCCAUCUUUUACCAACCCAAUACUGAUAAAUAUAACUGGAAUAAAAUGUACUUAUUUUAAAAAAGA